AUGUCGUUCGGUUUCAAGGAAAAGGGCAACCAGCUCUUCAAGGAUGCCGACUAUGCUGGUGCGGAGGAGAUGUACUCUCAAGCCAUCCAAAUGAACCCCAAAGAACCCAGCUUCUUCACCAACCGCGCCGUCACGCGCCUCCGCCUCGAAAAAUGGGCCGGCGCCGAACACGACUCCCGCAUCGCCAUCGAUUUAAACGGGGGACCCAAAGCCACCGCCAGCCUCAAGGGCUCAUAUUACCUGUCGCAAGCCCUCCUAGAACUUCAACGGCCGCAAGAAGCCUACGACGUCGCCAUUGAUGCCUACAGAUUGAGCCUCAGCGCGAUGAACGCGCAAACAGAGAACCUCUCGAAGAUUGUGCUGCGCUCCAAACAGCAAAUCUGGGCCGCAAAGGAGACGGCAAGGCUUAGAGAGAUGGAUGAUACGCUGGCUAGUGUUGAGGGGCUGAUUGAGGCUGAUUUGGAGCGGGAAUUGGGCGAUUUGAAGGCGCAGUUGGAGAAAGGGGAAAUUGGGGAGAUUGGGUUCAAUGAGGAUCAGAAGGCGCUACGCGCGGAGGCAGAGAAGAAAAUUAGGCACGUCCGGGAAGCUUUUAAGAGUGCCUCGGAUGCGAGGAUUGAGGAGCGGGUCGUCCCCGACUAUCUCAUCGACAACAUCACCUUCGAAGUCAUGCACGACCCCGUCAUGACCGUGUCAGGCCACAGCUUCGACCGCAUUGGCAUCACGAAAUACCUCGAGCAGUCGCGCGUUGACCCGGUGACUCGCGCACCCAUGACCGUUAAGGACCUGCGACCAAACUUUGCACUCAAGGCAGCAUGUGAAGAAUUCCUGACCAAGAACGGCUGGGCUGUUGACUAUUGA
This is a messenger RNA of Talaromyces atroroseus, 858 nucleotides long. RefSeq lists its product as hypothetical. NCBI's taxonomy places the organism in Eukaryota, Fungi, Ascomycota, Eurotiomycetes, Eurotiales, Trichocomaceae. Gene Ontology annotation, molecular function: protein-folding chaperone binding; ubiquitin protein ligase activity. Bases 1 to 858 code for a protein of 285 amino acids. Gene Ontology annotation, biological process: protein polyubiquitination; proteasome-mediated ubiquitin-dependent protein catabolic process; cellular response to misfolded protein. The record is from RefSeq and is a predicted model, not a curated record. The transcript is spliced from 3 exons. Gene Ontology annotation, cellular component: cytoplasm.